AUGGGCGUCUUCAGUGUUCUCUCCAUCGGGGCGCUCGCGGCGUUGGCCGCAGCUGCUCGCGAACGAGUAACAUUUCAGUCUUUCGGCACAGAGAUCGUCGGAUACCACGACACCCCUACAACCCAAAGCGGGCCAGUCCUAGCAGUCAUCAUUGCCCACGCCGAGCGCUUCGCCGAAGCAGGCUACCACGCCCUUACCUUCGAUUACCGCUACUGGGGACAGAGCGCUGGCAUGCCACGCAACCUUAUCGACGUCAAGCGCCAGCAAGAAGACUACGAAGCUGCUUUCGCUGCAGCCAAGACCUUUCCCGGCGUGGAUGGUGACCGUCUCGUUGUCUGGGGAACUUCUCUUUCUGGUGGUCACGCCCUCGAACUUGGUGCAAGGCAUCCGGAGCUAGCGGGUGUCAUCGUCCAGGCUCCUCACGUCAAUGGUACCGCAACCGUCUCCCAGCUACCACCGCUGUCUCUACCAGGCCUCACAGCAGCAGGCAUCGAUGAUGCGAGACGAGCUACUCUGGGUCAGCCACCACUUUACAUCACGCUCACCAAUCGGACUGGCAAGUUCGGCGCUCUGACACAGCCUGGAGCGUACGAAGGCUACCAGUUCUUGCCCUUCUUUGUCCCGUAUGCGACUGCUGGUGCUAGCAAGAUACCAACACUCUUCAAUGUUGGACUCACAGACAAUGUAACACCGCCGGAGCCAGCAAUUGCGUUGGCUAAGAGGAUGACCAAUGCUACGCUGUACACGUAUCUAGACACUGGCCACUUCGAUGUGUAUCCCGGGGCGAAGACUUAUGAGGCUAACAUUGGGAAUCAGCUGGCCUUUUUGAGGAAGAAUGUGCCGAUCUGA
Fulvia fulva is the source of this 849-nucleotide messenger RNA. RefSeq names its product Quorum-quenching protein AidA. NCBI's taxonomy places the organism in Eukaryota, Fungi, Ascomycota, Dothideomycetes, Mycosphaerellales, Mycosphaerellaceae. The record is from RefSeq and is a predicted model, not a curated record. The coding region runs from base 1 to 849 and encodes 282 amino acids. The transcript has 3 exons.